Molecule: messenger RNA, 1206 nt
Organism: Enhydra lutris kenyoni (northern sea otter)
Lineage: Eukaryota; Metazoa; Chordata; Mammalia; Carnivora; Mustelidae
Product: asialoglycoprotein receptor 1
Exons: 9
Coding region: 172-1026 (284 amino acids)
Molecular function (GO): signaling receptor activity
Source: RefSeq, a predicted model, not a curated record
ACGCAGACACGCAGCGCUCGGGGCCCUCAUAUGGACCCUGCUCCGUCCCCUCCCAUCGUCCAGGGCUGUCCGGGCACCCCAAGGCUCCAGGCUCUAGCUCCCUUCUUAGCCUAGGACCUGCACAACCGGGAGCCAACCUCAAGACUGUCAGCAAGUCCAGUCAGCCCUACCAUGACAAAUGACUAUCAAGAUCUUCAGCAUCUGGACAGUGAGGACAAUGACCAUCAGCUCCGACAAGUGCCACAGCCCCCGCAGCCGCUGUUCCGGAGGUUCUGCUCGGGACCCUGCCUCCUCCUGCUCUCCCUGGGCCUCGGCCUCCUGCUGCUGGUGGUCGUCUGUGUCAUCGGAUCCCAGAACUCCAAGCUGCGGGGAGAGUUGCAGGCCCUGAGAGAGACUUUCAGCAACUUCACAGCGACCACGGAGGUCGAGGUCAAGGCCUUGAACAGCCAGGGAGGAAAUGUGGGCAGGAAGAUGAAGUCGCUCGAGUCCCAGCUGGAGAAGCAGCAGCAGGAUCUGAGCGAAGAUCACUCGGGCCUCCUGUUCCACGUGAAGCAGUUCGUGUCGGACCUGCGCACCCUGAGCUGUCAGAUGGCGGUCCUGCAGGGCAACGGCUCGGCGAGGACCUGCUGCCCCGUCAACUGGCUGGAGUACGAGGGCAGCUGCUACUGGUUCUCCCGCUCCGGGAAGCCCUGGCCGGACGCGGACCGGUACUGCCAGCUGGAGAGCGCGCACUUGGUGGUCGUCAACUCCCGGGAGGAGCAGAAGUUUGUCCAGCACCACAUGGGGCCCGUGAACACCUGGAUGGGCCUCACGGACCAGAGCGGGCUCUGGAAGUGGGUGGACGGGACGGACUACGAGACUGGCUUCAAGAACUGGAGGCCGGAGCAGCCGGACGACUGGUACGGGCACGGGCUCGGGGGAGGCGAGGACUGCGCGCACUUCACCGACGACGGCCGCUGGAACGACGACGUGUGCCAGAGGCCCUACCGCUGGGUGUGCGAGACGCCGCGCGAGCCGGCCAGCUAGGAGACACCCCUCCCCUAAUUUAUUUCCUCGAUGCCUCUGCCGGCCGCGUGACCCUCCGGUGCCGGGGGCCUCCUCCACUGCCUGGUGGGGGGGGGCGAUCUAGGGUUGCAAGGGAAGGGGAAAGGCGACUUCCGAGGAGCAUACAGUCACCUUUGGAGGGGCGGGGAGAUGGAAACCCUG